GGAUGAGCGGUCUCCGUCUCCUGGGCAUCCACCACGACGCCGUGCUGUUCCUGCUGGAGCAGCUGCCGGGGGCCGGGAGCUGCUCCCGGUACCGCUUCCGGUACCACCCCCCCAAACGGGAGCCCCCCAACAGCGCCCCCCCCCGGAACCCCUCGGGCUGCGCCCGCGCCGAGCUCUACCUCAGGAAGUGCACCUUCGACAUGUUCAGCUUCCUGGCGUCGCAGCACCGCGCCCUCCCCCAGGGCCCCCCGCCCCGCGAGGAAGAGGAGGAUGAGGUGCAGCUCAAGCCCACCCGCCGCGCCACCAGCCUGGAGCUGCCCAUGGCCAUGCGCUUCCGGCACCUCAAGAGAACGGCCAAGGAGGCGGUGGGAGUGUACCGCUCGGCCAUCCACGGGCGGGGCCUGUUCUGCAAGAGGAACAUCGAGGCCGGCGAGAUGGUGAUAGAAUAUUCCGGAAUCGUCGUGCGCUCCGUGCUCACCGACAAGCGGGAGAAGUUCUACGACAGCAAGGGCAUCGGCUGCUACAUGUUCCGCAUCGACGAGGCCGAGGUGGUGGACGCCACCAUGCACGGCAGCGCCGCGCGCUUCAUCAACCACUCGUGCGAGCCCAACUGCUACUCGCGCGUCAUCCACGUGGAGGGCCACAAGCGCAUCGUCAUCUUCGCGCUGCGCCGCAUCCUGCGCGGCGAGGAGCUCACCUACGACUACAAGUUCCCCAUCGAGGAGCCGGCGGCCAAGCUGCCCUGCAACUGCGGCGCGCGGCGCUGCCGGCGGUUCCUCAACUGAGCCUCGGGCGGGGAGGGGUCCCAGGGGGGUCCUGAGGGGGUGGGGAUGGAGAUACGGGAGGAUGGAGAGGUUCUGGAGGUGGUUGGAGGUGAUUGGGUGUGGCGGUGGGGGGGUUUGGAGAAGGUUGGGGUGGUCCACCAGGAGUCGUGGUGGUCAACCAAGAGUGGUGGUGGUCCACCAAGUGUGGUUGUGGUCAAGCAAGAGUCCUGGAGGUCAACCAUGGUGGUCAACCAGGAGUUGGGUGGUCAAC
This is a messenger RNA of Zonotrichia leucophrys gambelii, 1035 nucleotides long. RefSeq names its product histone-lysine N-methyltransferase 2B-like. Gene Ontology annotation, biological process: positive regulation of DNA-templated transcription. The annotation marks the transcript as partial. Gene Ontology annotation, molecular function: histone H3K4 methyltransferase activity; protein binding. Lineage: Eukaryota; Metazoa; Chordata; Aves; Passeriformes; Passerellidae. The transcript is spliced from 5 exons. The record is from RefSeq and is a predicted model, not a curated record. Gene Ontology annotation, cellular component: nucleus; histone methyltransferase complex.